AUAUUUAGCAGAUAGUGGACUAGAUGAUAGCGCAGACAAUACAGAACCACGAUUAAUAUUUAAAGAGUUCAUUAUUGAACCACGAUUACGUCACCUCCUAUCAGGUUGGUGUAUUGAUAAUAGUAGCUUUUCUUCAAUACAUGUUUUAAAUAAUGCGCAGGAUGAUGAUCAAGAUAUUGAUGAUAGAAAUUUAACACACUCCAAUUGUACUGAAAUUAAACUUGGAUCGAAGUGGAAUAAGCAUAAAAUUGAAAGUGCUGGAUUUAUUUCUACAAACCUUGAAAAUAAUGGACUUUUGGAAAGCAUUAUGCGAGUAUAUUCUUCUUAUUUUUCUUGGGAACAAGCUUUAUUAAAGACAAAGUUAUGCAUUAGUGAAGCAGUUGAAACAACUCUGUCUGCUGAUAGCCAAUCUGCAUUUGGAAUUAUUAAAGGGAUAAUUGAACACACAUGGAACGAUGAUCAAGUUUAUGUGUUUAUUUAUUUGGACUGGUUAGAAGAUCUUAAAAAAUGUGAUAAUUUAUUAGGUUGUCCUAUCUAUUGUCUCCAACACACAUGCAAUAAUUUCUGGGAUCGAAUUCAUCUAAUUUCCAUCGUAUCCAAGUCACCAAAUGUUCCAUUCGUCCAUUAUUGUAAGGCAGGAUGCUUUUCACAAUGA
Molecule: messenger RNA, 655 nt
Organism: Funneliformis caledonium
Lineage: Eukaryota; Fungi; Glomeromycota; Glomeromycetes; Glomerales; Glomeraceae
Source: the annotation of a GenBank genome assembly